GAGUACAACUCACGGGUCGUGACGACUGACUCCCGGAUUGGUAACCAUUUGUGGCAUAACUCGAGUCCGCAAUACAUGUCGACAGAGAAGACAUUGGUUUGGGACUCAACACAACCCAUACCUGUCUAUAGGGAGGAACCGGUCAUGUCUUUGACAGACUUAAUGGUAUACACGGGAGGGCUGUUUGGCCUGUGGUUUGGCACUAAUAUCAAAGAUGUCAUCAUUUGGUUCAUUGACAGUCGCCUAUGGAUUUGGGACAAUGAGUUGGCCCUGGGCAUUAUCAACUCGAUUGUGCUGAUCAUACAGUUUGUGAUACUGUUAACAACGGUGACACCCGAGGGCUGGGCACGAGUGGGCACAACCAUCAAUAAUUCACUUAACCGUCCCUUUGGUAUCUACGAUGACAGGCCUUAUGCUAGCUAUGCCUACCAGUCCCUUUGAGUUAUUGUUAUAUUUGACGAGUAUUGCAAACACGCACC
Oppiella nova is the source of this 479-nucleotide messenger RNA. Lineage: Eukaryota; Metazoa; Arthropoda; Arachnida; Sarcoptiformes; Oppiidae. The record is from the annotation of a GenBank genome assembly.